UUUGAGCAUUUUUUCAAUUAUUCACAUUUUUGCAGUUUCCAUGGCAACGGUGGCCAUUUUGGAAAUUCCAAAGUCCAAAGUCUUAUCUUUACUUACCAUUUACCAUUUAUAAUGAUUUCAUUAAGUUUGGAGCAGUUUGAGAUUUUGGACAUUUUUGCUGUUUCUAUGGUAACGGUGUCCAUUUUGAAAAUUCCAACAACAGUUUCAACAUUGACUAUUAUGCUAUGUUAUAUAUUCAUGAAUUUUGUUUCAGUUUGAUCUUAUAUUCCUUAAGAAAAUGCUGCUUUGAUGUUUUUUUCCAUAGGAUCAAUGUUAAACUUUUCUCAAGUUUCCAUGGCAAUGGCAGCCAUUUUGAAAAUUCCAAGUACUGUUGGUACCUCAGGGCACCACUGCCAACAUUUACAUAAACUUUCAAGAGGUUCCCUCUUAUAACGGAAGAUGUAGAAUUUGAAUAUUUUUUUACAUUUCUGCAGUUUCCAUGGUAACAGCGGCCAUUUUGAACCAUUCCAAUGUCUCUUGCACAACUUCACAUGGCGGUUCAUAUCAUGGUAUAGUUCCAUCAACAUGGGUCUGACCAAUCUCGAGAAAUAGCAUGGACAAAAUGUGUGGAAGAAUAAAAUAAAAAGAACUAGAAUUGCCAUUGCAAGCAAUAGCGGAUGUCACCUUGGUCUGCCAAUUGCCACUAAACAGCAGCCAUUUGGAAAUUUUCCAUCAGUGAAUGCAGAUUUAUGCGUGACAACAGAAUUAUCUGUUUUAAAUUCCAAUGAAUUUGGAGCAUUUUGAUAUUAUUUGUAUUUUUGCUGUUUCCAUGGUAACGGCCGCCAUUUUAAAAAUUCCAAAGUCAAACUACUGCUGCAUAUUGUUUUCCCCAUAAUAAUAUACCAUCAUAUUACAUUUAAUGUCUGUAGACCUAUUUUAACACUAAUGUUCUGGAAUGUUCCAUGAAAAAUUCACCCCCCUCAAAUUAUGCCAAGGAGACCCCCCAGUUGAAAUAAAAAUGUUCCAUGUUGAAGUGUGCAUGAGUCUCUUAAUAUCAUAGAAGUUUCAUAUAAAUUGGAGCACAUUUCUAUUUUUCACAUUUUUGCUGUUUCCAUGGCAAUGGCAGCCAUUUUUUUUAUUCCAAAGUCAGGUGCACAACUACACAUGGUGGUUAACAUUAUGGUAUAGUUCCAUCACAAUUGGUCCAUUCAAUUCCGAGAACUAAGCUGGACAAAAAGUGUGGAAUAAGAAUAAUAAUAAAAAGAAUUGAACAAUAACAAUAUGUCAACCGACCUCCGUCAGGGUGACAUAAAAAAAAGAAACGACCAAUAACAAUAUGUCACCCCAACUCCGUUGAGGGUGCCAUUACUAGAUUUGCCAUUGCAAGCAAUAGCGGAUGGCACCCUUCCCACAUUGCCACUACACUGCAGCCAUUUUGAAAAUUUGAAACAGUAUUUACACAUAAAUACAUUACAACAUAUUUGUUUGUAAAUUUUGUAGACAGUUUUGAGCAUUUUUUCAAUUUUUCACAUUUUUGCAGUUUCCAUGGCAACGGUGGCCAUUUUGGAAAUUCCAAAGUCCAAAGUCUUAUCUUUACUUACCAUUUACCAUUUAUAAUGAGUUUCAUUAAGUUUGGAGCAGUUUGAGAUUUUUGGACAUUUUUGCUGUUUCAAUGGUAACGGUGUCCAUUUCGAAAAUUCCAACAACAGUUUCAACAUUGACUUAUGCCAUGUUAUAUAUACAUGAAACUUGUUUCAGUUUGAUCUCAUAUUCCUUAAGAAAAUGCUGCUUUGCUGUUUUUUCCCAUAGGAUCAAUGUUAAACUUUUCUCCAGUUUCCAUGGCAAUGGCAGCCAUUUUGAAAAUUCCAAGUACUGUUGGUACCUCAGGGCACCACUGCCAACAUUUACAUAAACUUUCAAGAGGUUGCCUCUUAUAACGAAAGAUGUAGAAUUUGAAUAUUUUUUUACAUUUUUGCAGUUUCCAUGGUAACGGCGGCCAUUUUGAACCAUUCCAAUGUCUCUUGCACAACUUCACAUGGCGGUUCAUAUUAUGGUAUAGUUCCAUCAACAUGGGUCUGACCAAUCUCGAGAAAUAGCAUGGACAAAAUGUGUGGAAGAAAAAGAAAAAAAAAGAAACGAACAAUAACAGUAUGUCACCCCAACUCCGUUGAGGGUGCCAUAAAAAAAAGAAACGAACAAUAACAGUAUGUCACCCCAACUCCGUUGAGUGUGCCAUAAAAAGAACGUAACAAUAACAAUAUGUCACAACAACUCCGUUGAGGGUGCCAUAAUGAUAAGAAAAAAAGAACGGAACAAUAACAAUAUGUCACCCCAACUCCGUUGAGGGUGCCAUAAAAAAAGAAUCGUACAAUAACAAUAUGUCACCCGUCCUGCGUCAGGGUGACAUACUAAUAAAAAAAGGAUGUACAAAUAACAAUAUGUCACCCGACUUUCGUCAGGGUGACAUAAUAAAAAUAAGGAAAAAAGAAAUGUAGAAUAACAAUAUGUCACCCCAACUCCGUUUAGGGUGCCAUAAUAAGAAAAAAAGAAACGUAGAAUAACAAUAUGUCACCCCAACUCCGUUGAGGGUGCCAUAAUAAUAAUAGGGAAAAAAAAGAGAGGAAAAGCAAUAUGUCAUCCGACGUUGUCGAUCGGAUGACAUAAUAAUAAUUAUUAGAAACGGGACAAAAGCAUAAAGUCUCCAAAACUCCGUUCAAUGCUAAGCAUUUCCAGUUUCCAUGGCAAUUAAGAAGUUCCAACGAUUCCAAAAAUCACCCAAAACCUGUAUAUGGUGGACACCUAUCUCAUGAUUUUAGGUUGAGGCAUACUCAAGUAAUUCAUCAAAAACAAAAAAAAUAUUUCUUCCAUUUUUGCCGUUUCCAUGAAAACGGCGGCCAUUUUAAAGUUCCAAAGUUUCACUGCCACUCUACUGAUGGUGGUCCUCAUUAUGGUCAACAAUCAUUAAAAUUGGUUUCUUUGACUUUGAGAAAACUGCCUGAGAAAAAGUGGAGGUAUAAUAAUAAUAUAAAAAAAAAGGAGGAAUAGCAAUAUGUCACCCGAUAUUGUCGAUCGGGUGACAUAAAAAUAAUAUAUAAAAAGAAACGUAGAUUAACAAUUUCUCACCCAAACUCCGUUGAGUGUGCCAUAAUAAGAAAACAAAAAGAAACGUAGAAUAAUAAUAUGUCACCCCAACUCCGCUAAGGGUGCCAUAAUAAUACUAAAAAAAAAAGAAUCGAACAAUUACAAUAUGUCACCCGACUUUCGUCAAGGUGACAUAAAAAAAGAAUCGUACAAUAACAAUAUGUCACACGACAUCUGUCAGGGUGACAUAAUGAUAAUAAAAAAAAAAAGACACGUGGAAUAGCAAUAUGUCACCCUCACUCCGUUGAGGGUGCCAUACUAAUAAGAACGGAAAAAACAUAAAGUCCAUAAAACUCCGUUUUGGCGACUUAAAUAACAUACGUCAUUGGUGACUGGUGGAUAGUUUUCUCAUUGGCUAUCAUACCACAUCCUCUAAUUCUUAUAUAAACACAUCAUAACUGUUUUUUUGGCACAUUUGAUCAUACCUAAUUAUCGAUUUUGAAUGGCAUACUAGGCCACAAAAUGUUUCUAAAAAAAAAUUAGAAGACGUGAUUUGAUUGCUAAUAAAACAACUCACCACCAGAGACCUAAUAACGUAAAAUUAGUAGCCUUAGGUCACUUUACAGCCUUCAUCUAUGAGCAAAACCAUCGCAUUGUAAGCCAUUAAAGUACCAGAAACGACAAAUGUAAAACAAUUCAAACGAGAAAAAAACCCGCUUGAUAUAGGUACACAACAUAUAAAAAAAAAAAGAAGAAGAAAUGAUAUUCAGCAACAAACAAAAACAACUGAAUAACAGGCUCCUGACUUGGGACAGGCACAUAAUGAUUGAACCGGUGUUAAACAUGUAAGCGGCGCCCACCCCUGCACUUGACCUUGGACAUAGGUACAACAGCACAACACAAGAACAAAAUUUACAAAACAAUAGAUGAAACCAAAUAUGACAAACAGCAACAAACGACAACCACUCAAUUACAGGCUCCUGCCUUAGUCAAACACAUAUAGAAUGUAGCGGAAUUAACAUUUUUGAGGCGCUGAACCCUCCCCAAACCUGGAACAGUGGUGUAACAACACAACACUUUUUGUUUUAUAAAUGUCAGUUGAAAAAGGCUUAACUCAUCAGAUCGAUACAAAGCUCAAAAACUACUAACAAAAUACAAACGACACAAAGGAAAUUACAUAGGGUACUCGCAGUUUUUGAAAGUUAGUUCAAAUCCAAAUCCAAUAACUAAUAAAAAUUCAUUUUUCUUAGACUAAAAAAGCUAUCAGUGCACACCCAACGUCCAUGGAUUUAGUGUAAAGACGUCAUUAACAGUCAAAGAAACAAUCAUGACCUUGUGAAAGGCCAAACUAAAGGUUAAUAGACAGCAAAGAUAUAUUAGCAUGGUCCAUGGUUAUUGUUAGAGAUGGACGAUAAUCUGUUUCUAUCGAAUCUUAUUGAAAUUACAACAAUUGCGUUAGAUGUACUGCAUAACUAUUUUGAAUUGAAAAUAUUAGAAAACAAACCGUUUAAAAUUUUUUUGGAAGAUAUUAAACACAUUUUAUUUUAUGCGGCUUAUUCAAAAAAUCCAUGUUGCCAAUGUAAAGAGGACACAGUCUUAGGAAAAAACAAAAAGAAAUUUAAGAUAUCGAAACACCAGUUUGAGCGGCUAUAUGAUAUAAAUGACACACAAAAAGACAAAGAUCAUUUGAAGACAGAUGACAAAAGGAAAUCACUUAUUCAAGACUGUGUGUGUCCUAUAUCUGUAAAACAAAACGUUGAAAUCGAUAUCAUGGAUAUCAAUUUUACGUGCAACAUUAUCAAGCAUUGCUGUAAAUCAACACCUCCUGGGAAACCAAAAUGGCUCGACUAUAUCAAGGAAACAAGAAACCAUAUCAGCCACGAGCAGGUAGAAAAAGAUUAUUAUGACCAGAGAUUUCCAAAAACGAAGAAAACUAUUUUGAAAAUAGCUAACACGGUUGGAAAUAUGUAUCACAAACAGAUAAAAAAAAGACUUGAACGUUUGAAGGACGACAGAUAUAAUGAUGUACUAGAGUCUGUUAAAAACAUGAUAAAAGUUAGCUAUGACCAAAUUCAUGUUGAGAUAACAUCCUUAAACGACAGUCGUUCGUUCCAAAGAGGAAAUUUACCGUUACCAGAUGACAAGAAGUGUUAUCUCGAAUGGAAAAUGGAAACGCCAAAAAACUGGCUACCUGAAAAAAUGAAGCAAAUCCUUGAAUCAACAAAAAGAAUUAAUAGAUGGUUUGAGAUAGAGUUUGUGUUUGUAGGAUCUUUAAUAAUAUCAACAUCAAUUUCUGGAUUUGUACUAAAUCACUCAGAACUACUGCAUGAAGCAAUUGAAUCGUUUCUUAGAGGAAUGAUAGAGUUGUGUGCAAUUGAUACUUCAAUUUCCACAAUUCUUAAAAUCGAAUUAACAGUUUUUGACAACAAGGCCAGCAGUGUGCAAAGUUUGAUGUCCCAUAAAGAUCAAUUAGAGACAAGUCAUCAUUGUAUACUCAAUGAAGAAGGAUGUAGUGAUAUCGAAAAGGCACAGACUCCUGACACUGAACGUGAAGAUAGUUUCAUAUUAGAAGGAAAACAGAAAACGUUGCACAAAAAAGGUGAACGCAGAGCAUCAAUAGGAUUUUUAGAUGUCCCAAAAAGUCGAAGUCGCAGCCGCAGCCCAAGGCAAGAAUUACAGGGAGACCAACACAUCAAUGAAGGCAGUUCAACAAAAAUCAAUCGCAGAAGUCGAAGUGCUGGUAAGUCUUUAAAAAAAGCGAAAGAUACGGGCAGUGAUAGUAGUAAUCUCGAGUCAAAGGGUUUUGGAAGUAGGAGUCAAGUAUGGUCGUCAAAAGCAGAAAUCCAACAGUCUGAACAAGAUACAUGUAGAACGGAGUCCUUAUACAAUCGAGCAUCAGAUCCCGACCCACAUAUAACAGAAAUGAGUGAAACAUAUUUCAAUCGCUUAUGCGUUCUUCUAGUGGUUAUGGCACAGGAUGUUAGCAGAAAAUAUUUUUCCGUGAACAUAUUGAAAUCUGAAAGUCUUAGUAAUUAUCUUGAGCGAUACAAACACACUUUGUUUCAUCUCUAUUCGAAUAUGAAAUGUUGUGUCUUUAAAUGUAACAAUGAGCAAUCAAAAAUAUUUUCGAAAGAGCAAUUUGACAUGUUAUAUGAAAAUGACAGAACCAAGAUUAAAUCAUCGCACAUCAACAAGAGUUGCGGUAGAACCGAACAGACAUGUAUCUGUGGAAUACAACCCAAGGAAGGUAUUGAUGUUGAUAUGUUAGAUGUGACUUUGAUUGCAUCAAUUACUUUAACCUGUGAAAAAGAUACAAAGGCAUUUGAAAGGCACUGCAUAGAAACAUGCUUUGGAACAAUAGCAGGAACAAGAAAUAAGGUUUUUCACUUUUCUGAUAUAAAGAAAAUGUCAGUUGAUGUAUUUGAAUAUUAUUGGCUUAAAGUUUCCGGGUCUGUUGAGGUGAUAUGUAAGUUUAUAAAUACGGAAUACCAACAUGAAAUUCAGAGAAGAAUCCAGGAGCUCAAAAGUAAAGCUUUAGUGACAUCUGAUAUGUUGAAACAGGAAGAACUGUGCAGAGCAGAAUGGAGACACAAAUGUGCAGAAUUUGAGAUUAUAGCAAAUGCUGAGCUUCUGGAAAACGAAGAGUUGUAUGCAAACUUCAUGACUGGUAAAGCAUAUCAUGAAAUAUUCACAAAGAUAGAUCGCCUAAACUCUGACAUUGAAAAAACACAGAUACAUUUUUAUGGCAGUGAUAAAGUUUCUCAUAUGUUGGACUCAGCUGAUCCAGAAAACUAUUCAGGAAAGACGUUUGUCCCUGUCUUACUUUUACUUGAAGUUCCAGAAAAAUGGGAUAAACAGAGGAUAAUGGAUUCUACAUACAAAAUGAAAAUUGCAAUGAAACAAGACAAAAAUAUUGAGAUUAAGUCAUGUUCUGCAGAGGAUCUAAACAUUCUAGCCUAUAUCUUUUGGAAAAUGUUUUCUGAUAUACAAAAGUUAAGACUUGAAAUGCAGCUUUUCAUUGGUUCAAUCCUAACAUUUGCGGGCAUAAAUACUACUAAGAAAGAAAGCAUGCAAGUUUGUAUGUUCAUCAAUGACCAACACAAACAUUCACAACGUAGAAGAGGAUCACACUGGAUCAGAUACCGUAACAAGAACAUACCUAUGUUCUGACUUACAUCUUUAAUUUGCCCUUUGCAGAAUAUCUCAAAGAAGAUAUGCUGUUUGUUUUUCUUCUUGGAAACAAAUUUAGAGGAACAAAAUGAGUACCCAAAUUGCAAUGAGUACCCAAAUUGCACCCAUUUAGGAAAAUAGCAGCGGAAAUCUUACAAGUUUUCUUAGAGAAUUAACAAUUUGUAUUUUUAUGAUUUCGUUUGACAUUAUGUUUGUCUUUCAACAUAGCUAAAUAUAUUCAAAUAUACACAAAACGUUCACAGUUUAUUAUAUUAACAGAUGAAGUAGUUACUCCAAAAAGGAAAUUCACAAUGCGACGUCCACAAAAAGUCAACUUUUAAAAAUUAGCAAUUAAAAUAUGUUACAGGCAUCCAUUUCUUGAAAAAAUAAAUAACAAGCAUGAACUAUUGUCAAAUUGUUCUAAACAUUUGAAGAAAUAAAACAAAAAAACCUUUGGAGAAAUAAAACAAAACAUCAGUUAUUUUUACGGACAUGAAUUUAAGCAUGCAUGCAAUUUGAGUCUUCUCAUUACAGAAUCAUGGAUCGUUUGAAGGUCAGUUCAAACCCAUUUUUCUAUAAAUCAAUAUGGAUUCAAAAUUUAAUUGGUGGAACUAUAUAGUAAAUAAGGAUACAUCUACAAAAUAAACAAAGAUUAGAAACGUUUGUCUUGAUCAUAAAUGCACGUAAGUGAAAAAACAGUCAAAAUGGGUGCAAUUUGGGUACCCUCACGUUAACCUCCAAAUGAAAUAAUUUCACAAAAAUUACCAACACAUGUAACAUAAAAAUGAAUAUAAGAUUGUCAUCAACUUUUAAAUACCCUCAACUUCCUUUUCUUUUCACAGGACAGCUUUGUAAUAUGUCUUUCUAGGAUGCUAACUGGAAUGGCUACAUUGAUUUGAAAUAUCUAUUCCUCGAAUGCCGACAAAAUACACGGAAUAGAUAUUGUUUGGCGAAUGGGUGUUAUUAUUGACCAAUCAAAUCGGUAUAUACUAGUUAUACUGCAUAGCUUAGGUGACCCUACUUGACCCCAAACGACGUCAGGAGUACAACUAACAUAAUUAUACCAACUAGGUUGUUCAAUAACAAUUCUAUCACUUAAUCAAACAGAAUAUUUGAUCUGAUUCUUUUUGUCCAGAUUGUUGAGGAAGCACAUAGACCUAGGUGAGUGACACAGGCUCUUUAGAGCCUCUAGUGUUUUUUUUUAUAUCAGUUGGUAUAGUUUUAUGAAAUAUUGAUGUCUUACAAAUGCGUUAUUAAUUUAAUAUGGACCAUUGUUUUACACGCACAUGUACUUUCGCAUUCAUUUCUUGCAUUAUUUAUGAUAUAAUUUCUCAUUUGUUUUUUUAAAUAUAAUCUUUUUCUGUGUGUGCCAUGCUGUGUGAUGUUUGUUCUGACAUUGUUGUACUAGAUGGUAUUGGUGUAAUUGCAUGGUAUGUAUAGUCACCAUUUUCGACAGACAAAACAGCUGACAAGGUAUACCUUAUAAAUGACCCUGAAAUAUUUAUCAUAAAAAAUGUUGAAAAUUUUAAAACAAGAGUACAUUCAUAUAAAAUUCUGUCAAUAUGCAUUAGGAGUUUGACCAAAGACUUCAAAAAAUGGUAUGAGAGGGGAACUUUGAAGUCUUCUAUUGCUGUAUAAGGUAUAUCUCAAUAUGAUUAAAUUUUGGAUAAGACUACAGGGCGUUUGUAAUGAAUCUCAAAAGAACAAAGUUCAAUGAAAUGAUGACAAUCAAGAUAACAAAAGUUUGAUAGCUGCUUUUGAAGAAUCAGUAGCUUUGUCAUCUGCCAAGCAAGAAUCAUGGGUUAAUUGUAUUCAGAAAAUAUUUUAAAUCUUGAACACUUAUAUAUAAAUAUAUCAAAACAUAGACAUUUACAUUGAGGUUCUGAAAAAAGAAAUCACCAAUUCACCAACAUUCCAACUGACUCCAUUUUCAGAAAACGACAUCUGUAACAAACAUAAAUUUUUAGCUACCGCUUUACAUGCAGAACCAAAUACAAUGAAAGUCCCAACUAUGUAUUGGCUUCCAAAGCUACACAAAACACCUUACAAAUAUAGAUUCAUUUCGUCUUCAAGCCAUUGUUCCACUACUAAAUUGUCUAUUCUUCUUACCAGUACACUUGGUACAAUCAAAAACCUGAUAAUAAAUUGUUCAAAUAAGGCCUUCGAAAAUAGUGGAAUUAAUUACUUUUGGAGUGUCAAGAACUCGUUGGAAGUACUUGAUAAAUUGCAUGCAUAUAUUGGUGAUUUUGAAUCUGUUCAAAGUUUUGAUUUUUCUACCCUAUAUACCACAUUGCUGCACAUUCUCAUUAAGAAAAAAUUCACACACCUAAUUGAAUGGGCAUUUAAAAAGUCAGAAUGUGAAUAUAUAUGUUCAAACUCUUUUAGUUCAUUUUUUAGUAGCAAUAAACAAAAAAACUAUGUCAAUUGGACAUGCUUUGAUACUAUAUAUGCCCUUGAAUUUUUACUAGAUAACAUUUUUGUUCGCUUUGGAGAUUCCGUAUAUCGUCAGGUUAUCGGAAUUCCAAAGGGAACUAACUGUGCACCACUUUUUGCGGACCUUUUUUUGUAUUGCUAUGAGUUACAAUUUAUGACAAAAAUCAGCAAAGACCAAUCGAAACAACAUCUGAUACACAAAUUUAAUAAUACUUUUAGAUAUUUGGAUGAUAUUUUGGCUCUCAAUAAUGACGACUUCAGUAUGUAUACUAAAGAAAUUUAUCCUGUUGAACUUACUUUAAAUAAAGCUAAUACUAACAAUGACCACUGCCCUUUCCUCGAUCUUGAUAUCUAUAUCAUUAACGGAAAGCUUAAUACUAAAAUAUAUGAUAAAAGAGAUGAUUUUUCAUUUCCUAUCGUUAAUUAUCCAUUUUUAGAUGGUGACGUUCCCUUGUCACCAUCUUACGGUGUUUAUAUAUCUCAACUUGUACGAUUCGCUCGUGUAUGUAACAAUGUUUUAGAUUUUAACGAGAGAAAUUUAUGUAUUACUGAAAAAUUAUUACACCAGGGUUUUCGAUAUCACAAACUAGUCAAAACAUUUACUAAAUUUUAUCAUCGGUAUAAGGACAUCAUUCGUAAAUAUAGCUCAACAUGCAGACUUCUUAUACGUUCAGGUAUUUCACAUCCAAUUUGUUAUGGAAAUAUUCUUUAUAAAGCAUAAAAAUGUCAGUAUUCACCUCUGAAGCUAACGAAACCUUUAAAUGGACUUAUUAAGAAGGGAUAUAGUUACGAUACUGUUGUCAGGUCAUUAAAGAUUGCAUAUUUUGGCGUUAAUAUUGAUUCACUUAUAGGGUCUAUGCAUCGGCACUAAACACAUUUAUUUAAAAACCAGUUGUUGGCAUGACACGGGUUAUGUUCUUCUCAUAUAUGUUAUGAUGGUAUGAUACUAAAACCCUAACGGGAAGGAUUGUGCCUGAUAUUCAUAUGAUGAAGACAUAAUCUUUCAAUCAGUUUAAUUGAAGUCUGGAGCUGGCAUGUCAGUUAACUGCUAGUAGUCUGUUGUUACUUAUGUAUUAUUGUCAUUUUGUUUAUUUUCUUUGGUUACAUCUUCUGACAUCAGACUCGGACUUCUCUUGAACGGAAUUUUAAUGUGCGUAUUGUUAUGCGUUUACUUUUCUACAUUGGCUAGAGGUAUAGGGGAGGGUUGAGAUCUCAUAAACAUGUUUAACCCCGCCGCAUGUUUGCGCCUGUCCCAAGUCAGGAGCCUCUAGCCUUUGUUAGUCUUGUAUUAUUUUUAAUUUUAGUUUCUUGUGUACAAUUUGGAGUUUAGUAUGGCGUUCAUUAUCACUGAACUAGUAUAUAUAUUUGUUUAGGGGCCAGCUGAAGGACGCCUCCGGGUGCGGGGAUUUCUCGCUGCAUUGAAGACCUGUUGGUGACCUUCUGCUGUUGUCUGUUCUAUGGUCGGGUUGUUGUCUCUUUGACACAUUCCCCAUUUCCAUUCUCAAUUUUAAAUUUUAGAGUUAUAUAAUUACAGCAAUAAAGUAAAAUGGAUAUUAAAUCAUAAUAUUUAGCCAAAUUUAGACUUAGUGAUCAUAACUAAACACAGAGAGGGGUAGAUACCUAAAUUUAGAAAUUAUAACGACAGAAAAUGAAACUCAUGUAAGGAAACAGUAGAAGACGAGAGGCAUUCUUUUUAGACUGCAUGUCCUGAAAAUUGUAGAAUGCCAUUCAUCAAUGAUUUGAAUUAUAAAUGUGAAAAUGUUAUCAAGCUUUCUUCGGAGAUUAAAUGUUCAUGUUUAUGACUAAUCAAGAUAGUUAUGUUUUAAAACUUGUUUCAAUUAUGAUAUCUGAACUAACAGAAAAUCGGGAUUUCUUACAAAAUCAAACCCACAUAUAAAUUAUGAGAAUGAUGGAAUUAUCUCUCCUGUGCCAAAUCUAGCUGGAUAUCUUCAAUAAAGAAAAAAAAUGUACAUCAAUGUUGACAAUUUUUUUUAGUGUUAUGAUUGCGUUAAAAGUUUUUAUACAAUCAAAAUAGCUGUUACUUUAAUGAACCAUUAAUGUCUUAUUAGUUUAUUGUUUAGUUUGUUUAUUAUAUUAUGAAUAAUUACAUUAAUAAAAUUAUCUGUAUCUGUA
Molecule: messenger RNA, 11796 nt
Organism: Mytilus californianus (California mussel)
Lineage: Eukaryota; Metazoa; Mollusca; Bivalvia; Mytilida; Mytilidae
Exons: 12
Coding region: 4465-7230 (921 amino acids)
Source: RefSeq, a predicted model, not a curated record